GAAUACUAAAUAACUUACUUGACGCACACAUACUGACCAUUUUCCCACCUGUCACCUUGUCCAAGGUCUUCCCGCCUGCUUGACGAAGGCCCUAGCGAGCCUGCAGCUAGGCACCUUCAUAGGCGUUUGCUUUAUACCCCCUAAUCAGCAUGGCAGAAUUAAGGAGGCGAAGCGAGCGUAUAGCAGCUGUAGAGGCGAAGUCACCUCUUAACCUAAAGGAGCCAGAGACAUCAGAUUCGGAGCACAGCAGCGGCGAUGAUAGCGAUGGGGCACUUGACGAAGAGAUGAUGCCAAAGAACAGCAACCAACAGCCCAAAAAGCACAGCGCGAAAUCACCGCAGCGGAAGGGUCAAAGCCCAGGCAAGGCCGCGCAGCGAAGCCCAGCGGGUGCGCAGCGGAAGCGCAAGGCAGCCGCUGAUGCAGCAAACGACGAGGGUGGGCCAGCAGCUGCCGGGACGGGUGACGGUGUGGCGGCGGGCCCGGGGCCGCCAGGGGCAGGGGCCCAGAACGGCACUGCGGGUGCUGCUGCUGCUGGUGCUGCUGCAGGUCCUUCCACAGGCGCAGGCUCCGAAGCUCAUGCGGGCGCUGGUGCAGCAGCUGGUGCCGCCGCCGCAGCAGCAGCGCACCCGCCGAGGCCCGCAGCGAAGCGGCGGAAGGCGGCACCGUUGGAGUCGCUGCACAACCUGACGCUGUGGGACAUCAUCACAAAGCACCCCGCGUCGGUAGAGCGGGCGGCCAAGGAGUGGGUGGAGCGGUACUGCCAGGACAAGAUGACUGCAACCGCCGAGCUCAUGACGAUGGUCGUGCGGGCUGGCGGCUGCGAGGCCGAGGUCAGUGUGGAGGAGCUGGAGGCGGGCGAGAUGGACGACGUGGUGAAGCGGCUGGUGGACACCAUCGUGCGGGAGGGCGGCUCCGAGCCCUUCCGCGACAAGAAGCUGCGCGGGCUGCGGUCGUCCUACGACGCCUUCUGGGGCGAGCUGACCACCGAGCUGCAGGCGGUGGGGCGGCUGCUGGACGACCCGCUGUGCGACCACCUGAACAACCUGCUCAUAGGGAUGAGCGUGUCCGCGGCUACCGUCACGCGGGCACACUGACUGCGGGGCUGCUGGUGACGGGCUGGGUGGCGGCGCAGCAGCAGCUGGCGGAGGCGCUGGCCACGGCGCGACACCAGGAGGAGGCGGCGCAGAAGAGCAAGAAGGCGGGGCAGGAGAAGAAGCGCAUCAUUGAGAGCCUGCAGCGGCAGGCGGAGGCGGCUCAGCGGCAGGUGCGGCAGCUCAAGUCGCUGCUGGAAAACACCUUCACAGCGGUGUUCGCGGUGCGGUUCAGGGAUGUGGGUCCCGAGAUCCGGGCAGUCGUGAUCGAUCUGGUGGGUCGGUGGAUCGGGCUGCUGCCCGCCACCUUCAUGGUGGACCAGUACCUCAAGUACGUGGCGUGGGCGCUCAGCGACAGGGACCCCGGCGUGCGUCUGAUGGCCGUCAGUCGCCUGCUCGAGCUCUUCGGCGGCUCCCCCACCGCCCCCGCCCCCGGCCUCCCACCCGCCCGGCCGGAGCCCCCGCAGCACCUGCCGCUGCUGCAUGACUUUGUAAACCGCUUCACCCCGCGGUUCAAGGAGCUGCCGUACGAUGUGGACGAGAGCGUUGCCGUACUGGGG
This is a messenger RNA of Astrephomene gubernaculifera, 1651 nucleotides long. The record is from the annotation of a GenBank genome assembly. Lineage: Eukaryota; Viridiplantae; Chlorophyta; Chlorophyceae; Chlamydomonadales; Astrephomenaceae.